CAGUCCCAUUCUGGGAAAACUCCUCCCUCGGCGCGCUCCGCUCCGCUCGGCUCGGCUCGGCGCGCCAGCCCCCGGCGGCUGCGAAGCGGGUGCGGGCCGGCGCGGGGUGGGCUCCGGCCGCCGCCCGCCCUCCUCCCUGCCGGGCCGGUGGUCCCGGGCCGCCGCCAGGCUCCGCGCGCUGCCCCCUGUCGUCCGCAGUGCCGUCGCCGCCCCCCCGGGAGCUUAGCGGAGCCGCGGCGACGAGUUGGCGCGCGCGGCGGACCCCGUGGAGCUGGCUUAGCGCCUCCGCCCCACCUUCCCGCACCCUGGGACCGCAACAGUCAGAGCAGUAAGACAACCAGGACAGGCAGGGGGAGAUUCCUGCUUGAAGCAUGUGGUGGAUCGUUCUUGGAGGCAGAGCACACUUCUCUUGCCUUUCUCUCUGGGAACAAAGAGCGGACUUGGUGAGAGGGCUCAGGAGAAGAGGAGCGGGCUUUGGGAGAAGGGAGACACUGCACCGACUUGCCUUUGGUCCAACGGGCGCUCCUCCAAGCGGAGCCUUGGAGGGCAAGGCCGGCACCAUUACCUCCAACGAGUGGAGCCCUCCUAACUCCCCUGAGGGGAGCAACGUCUCUGGGGGCAGUCAGGCGUUGGACAAGCCCAUUGACAAUGACGCGGAGGGUGUGUGGAGUCCGGACAUUGAGCAGAGCUUCCAGGAGGCCCUGGCCAUCUACCCGCCUUGUGGCCGGCGCAAGAUCAUCCUGUCAGACGAGGGCAAGAUGUACGGUCGGAAUGAGCUGAUUGCCCGCUACAUCAAGCUCCGGACAGGGAAGACCCGCACCAGGAAGCAGGUCUCCAGCCACAUCCAGGUGCUGGCUCGUCGAAAAGCCCGCGAGAUCCAGGCCAAGCUAAAGGACCAGGCAGCUAAGGACAAGGCCCUGCAGAGCAUGGCUCCCAUGUCGCCCGCCCAGGCCAUCUCCGCCACAGCCUUCCACAGUAAAAUGGCCCUCGCCCGGGGCCCAGGCCACCCAGCAGUCUCAGGGUGUGAAACCGUUCUCUCAGCAAACCUACGCUGUCCAGCCUUCGCUGCCUCUGCCAGAGGCUGUCUGCAGGGAGGCUGUGUGCGGACCGCUCCCCAUGUGCUUCUCCCGCUGUGUGCAGGGUUUGAAUCUCCUGCAGGACCCACCCCGUCGCCCUCAGCGCCCCCGGCACCCCCGUGGCAGGGGCGCAGUGUGGCCAGCUCCAAGCUCUGGAUGUUGGAGUUCUCUGCCUUCCUGGAACAGCAGCAGGACCCUGAUACGUACAACAAGCACCUGUUUGUGCACAUCGGCCAGUCCAGCCCAAGCUACAGUGACCCCUACCUCGAAGCCGUGGACAUCCGCCAGAUCUAUGACAAAUUCCCAGAGAAAAAGGGGGGACUCAAGGAGCUCUUUGAACGGGGACCUUCCAAUGCCUUUUUUCUUGUGAAAUUCUGGGCAGACCUCAACACCAACAUCGAGGAUGAAGGCAGCUCCUUCUACGGGGUCUCCAGCCAGUACGAGAGUCCAGAGAACAUGAUAAUCACUUGUUCCACCAAGGUCUGCUCUUUCGGCAAGCAGGUGGUAGAGAAAGUGGAGACAGAGUAUGCCCGCUAUGAGAACGGCCACUACUCAUACCGCAUUCAUCGGUCGCCGCUGUGCGAGUACAUGAUCAAUUUCAUCCACAAGCUGAAGCACCUGCCCGAGAAGUACAUGAUGAACAGCGUGCUGGAGAACUUCACCAUCCUGCAGGUGGUCACCAACAGAGACACGCAGGAGACGCUGCUGUGCAUUGCAUAUGUUUUUGAGGUGUCAGCCAGCGAGCACGGGGCUCAGCACCAUAUCUACCGGCUGGUGAAAGAAUAAGAGACUCAGGGAGCAGGGAGGGGGGAAGAGACGUCGUGUGUGCAGGGACACGGGGAGGGGAUCUGCAGGGGCCUGAAUUGCCAGGAGAGCCGAGAGGCCCUGACUCUUCCUAGCCAGGAACAAACUGUGCCUGAACCUGCAAUGCUCAACCCCAAAUAAACCCAAGAUGGUGUGUAUUUUCGGAGGACCUGAUCUGGCUGUCUGAGCCUCGGGAGGGACUACGGGAGAAGGGGGGCAGACUGGGGAGCAGGCCAGAAGCAGCCCCAGAGAUCCCGCAUGGACUCACCCAGGAAUGUCGCCAGAUGCAAAGCUCCUGAUGGGAUGACUUCUCUGCUGCCACUCAAGUUGCUGGCCAUGCCGGGAGGCCGGGGGCUGGGCUCGGGGGCUAGGCUCUCGGGCCCUGUUCUGUGCAUCCCCAUGUGGGCCCCUGCAGGGACUUGUGCACAGUGUCCUGGCCACCUUUGGUGCCCUGGCCCCAGGACAGCGAACAGGGAGGCUCGGUCCAGCCCAGGGGUUGGGUUUGAGGUGUGGAGGUGACAGUUAUUGGAAAGGCUGGAAGGGCACACAGCCAGAACUCUCUAGAUAGUUUUCAUCCCUCCCCGGUGGGAGUGGAUUGCAUAGCCCAGAGCUUGAGACAGGGAGGCCGGGAGUGAUGGUGUGGAGGCCAGACUGUGGAGUUUAGGUGCUGAGGCUGGUGUCACACAGUAUCCUUUGUGGGGGUGAAGGCCCGGAAAGUGGGUCAGAGGCCUGUAGUGGACCAGUGGUCUCUGAGACCACCCAGUUCUGAUGUUCUGUGAGUCCUACCUUGGGCUCCCUCCCAGCCAGGGUGCCUGCUAGGUGGUGACUGCCUAGGAGCCUGCCCGGGCUGUCCACUCCCUCCCCAGAGUAGUAGAGUCUGUGUGCCCUGUGCAUGGAGGAGGGGUGUGGAACCCACCUUGAGCCUCGAGGGAACCAGUGAAGGGUUCCUUGGUUUAUCUCUUGGGAGAACUGUAUGGGCUUAGGGUUUUGGUGGUCCUGGCUUCAGUCCUGGUAUUCCUAGCUGUCUGACCUUGGGCAAAUUUCUCCACCAGUCUGAGCCUUGGUGUCCUUUGCUCUCCGUAAAGGGGAGGGCAAUAGAACCUACCUUAGAAGGACUUAGUGAGAAAGAGAGCUAAUGUCUAUAAGUGCCUGGUGCAAGAUGCACUAAAUAAAUGUUGUUAUAAUUAGUUUAUCCUCCCCUCCCUCAGGGAGGCCUGGGUCUGGCUCUUUGCUGCCAUCUAGUGGCCCUCGUAUCACCCUUAAUGGGAACCACGGUUCCAGAAGCCUGGAGCAGAAGGGAACCAAGAUUCAACCUACAGGUGUUUACUUUGUGCCCAGCACUCAGGGAGAUAUAUGGGAAUAGAAAAGUGAGUAAGACAGCAUCUAGGAGGUGUUUAUGGAAUGGUGCUGAGGAUCAAGGGCUUGAGUCAGACAGCUAGGAUUGAAAUCCUGGCACUUGGGCACUGACUAGCUUUGUGGCCUUGGGGCAAGUUACUUAAUUUCACUGUGCCUCAGUUUCCCCAUCUGUAAAAUGGGUAUAAUAAGAGUACCUACCUCGUAUAUGUAGAGUGCCUAGAAUAGUGCCGAGCACAUAAAUGUGUUCGAUAAAUAUACAUUAUUAUUAAUAGCAGGGGCUUGCAGUCUAAAAACUCAGAUCAGAGAACUCCUAAGUGGGGUUGCCUGAUCCUCACAGAAACUGGAGUUCAGAGAUGGGAGACAGCAGGGUGUGGAAGAUACAGGGAGGAGGUUGCAAUGGAGAGGGGCUGCCCCUUAGAGGAUGGGCGGUGUUUAGAUAAGCAGAUGGGCCGAAGGCUGGCCAGCAUUCCAGAUGGGGAAAAGAAGCCAGCUAUCCCGUAUCCUGCCCUCACGGGCCAAGACUGCCUCUUCUCAUCAAAAAGCAACUUUAACCAAAGGCCUCUGGACUGCUGCUAGACCUCGUGCCAAGUUGCCUAACUCUACUGUAUGUGGGGGCUGGCUCUCAUCAAAAGACGUGUUGUGGAGGUGGGCGCGGGGUCUGGGAGGCCCUGAGCAGACGGCAUGUGCUCACAUGUCCAUGGGCGGGUUUGUGUAAGGCUCCCCCGCCCCUCCCCGGUCACUGUCACAACCCUCACCCUCGCUCCUCACCUCUCCCCUCGGGCUGUUUGGAUAAGGGGAAUGAUGCCUACCCUUCUGGCUUGACGGUGAGCCUUCAGGCAGGUACUCAUGGAGGAUGUGUGAGCAGCCUCUCGGCCAUGGCGCACAUGCACAAGUUAAGAUGAUCUUUUGUGUUACGGGUGGGAACGAGUCGGAGCAGAUGUCGGGGGCCACGUGUGAGCUGUGCAUUUUCCCUUCUCUUCAGGAGCUGACCUCAGCAGCCUCAUGGAAAGUCAUGUACUUAGAGCUGUAAGGUCCAGACCAGUCAGCCACCAAUGCAGGUGUAGAUGCCUCCCCCCAUGGCCACCUGGCCCACCGCUCUCGAGGGUUUGUCUGGCACUGCCCUGUGUCCUCUGAAUUGGGUGCCCUUCCCUGCCUUUAGGCCUUGGCCCCACAUGUUCUCCCGGCCAGUCAUGCCCUGCCCUUUUCUCCUACUGGAGAACUGUUACUCAUGCUUCAAGGGCCGAUGUGCGGUCACCCCUCCUCAUGCGGAGGGGUUAGUCACACCUGCCCUUGGGUGGCAAAAGCCUUCCAUUCCUAACCCAGAACAUAGGGACCUCUGUCACCUCUUCUAAUCCUCAGCCAGUGGGUGCUGUGCUGUCCCCAUUUGAAAGAUGCAGAAAAUGGGGCACAGAGAAGUGAACUAACUUGCUUAGAGUAUUAGUGUGUUUAUUCAUUCAGUUAGCAACUAUUUACUUAACUUCUGCUCUGUGCGGGCGCUGGGAAGGUAUCACUGACCCAGACAGACGAGGUCCUCAGGGAGCUUAUGUUUCAUUGAGGAAGAAAACUAAGUGAGCAAGUAAUAGGACAUGUAGACUGUGACAAGUGCUUUCAAGGCAGAGAGGGCUGCUGAUGUGAGAGUCACUGGUGAAGCCUCGCAAGCCCGGGGAAGGUGGGGGAAGGCAUUCUGAGCAGAGGCAGGGGAGGUAUGGAUUUGGGGCAGGUGCAGAGAGUGAGAGCUGUAUGGGCUAAGGUACGGGGGCGACAGGGGCCAGAUCCUGCCCUGGGCCAGCUGUCCAGACCUGGGGGGCGAAGGGGGAGGGCAAAGAACUCAGCUCCCUCCCCAGCCCAGCACCGCCUUGCUUGGCAAGGACUUUGGGUUUUACUCCAUGUGAAGGGAGGUCCUGGAAGUGUUUGAAGCAAGGGAGUAAGUCUUUUUGAUCUUUAAUCUUUGAUUUUUUUAGAAAUGGACUCUGGGGCUGCUGGGGCCCACAGAGAAGCAUGUGUAAUUGUCUGCUCCUGAGUCUGUCUUUCCUCCUAGACUCAGCGUCUGUGGGUGCAGACUGUAGCUUCCUUGGCCUCUUACUUUCUGUAAACGAAACACCACGUCUGGAACAUGGCAGGUGCUCAGUAAACAUGCGCUGGUGCCGUUUGGGCCCGGGAGGUGAGUAACGGCCCUGAGCCCACGAGGGUGACAGGUCUAGAGUUAGCAGGGGGUGUGGUUGAGAUGGGGACGUGGAAACAGACCGCUUAUCUUGACAGUGACUGAGCAGACUGCCUCAGUGGCCAUCAGUGAACGUCCAUGGAGUGGGGUGAGCACCCCACACGGAAGGACUUUAGGGUGCGUGUGUGUGCACCUGUGUGUAGAUACCAUCUCUGCCCUUUCAGGACUAAAACCAGUGGAGUGAGGAUCGAGGGGCGGCCAUGGCUCAGGCCCCUCAGACUGUGUGUGCUUAGUCCAUCAGCUGCUUCCUCUCCCCCGCCGCAGGUUUCGGAGGACAGUGGGCAGGUGCUGACCGGGCUGGAGGGAGGAGGCAGGCAGCUCAGAGAGGCAGGGCUGGGGGCGGCAGGGAGCUCCUGACGGCCCGCGGCGCUCGGCCUGGUGCAGGGCUCUGUGGGGUCAGCGGUGCUCACCUGGGCCAAACCGCACAGAGGGGGGUGUGAGAGCAGCAGUGUGUUUUACCUCCCGGGCAGGUGUAGCCAGUGGUUGCUGUGUCCCACCCCUGCUUACUUUAUCUGGUAUGUCAGCUCCAGAAAUGAAAGCAAGAAGCUUUCCCCCAAAGACUUCAAGUGAUAUAGGAGUCGUUCUUAAGAAGCCGAAUUGGCUGCUGCUAAGUUAUGCGAUCUUGUGCAAAUAGCUCACCUCCUCAGACCUUCAGAACCCCACUUGGGAAAUGGGAAUAAAGUGGCUUUGACUUUAGGUUGCUGUUGGGAGAAAGGUGACAGCCCGAGCUCAAGGUGCGCACUCAGUGGAUGGUGGUAACUUAGGGCUGUUAAAACCUGCCCUGACUCUGCUCUUUCUACCCCUCUCACACUCACAUACACACACACUCAUGCACACGCAUGCUCACACUCAGACACACACACACACACACACACACACACACACCAAGCUCUGCUGUCUCCGAGAGCCCACGAGGAGGCCCUGGGCUCUCACUUUUGUGGGAACUGUCCAGCAGAGACAGCGCUUAGACUUUCAUCCUCAGGUCUCAGAAAUGGGGGGAAGGAAGUGUUCUUAACUGAGAAAAUAACUUUGUGGCCCAUGAGGGGAAAGAGGCCCCAGGGAAGGGUCUCAAAAGGGAGCACGGAACAAAUGGUGGGCUAGGGCAGUGUGAAUAAGAGACUGUCUGGAAUUGGGAUUGGUUUACUUCCUGAGAGAGGAUGGGAGAGGUGGCCCAGCACCUUUGUAGAAGUCUGGAGCCCAGUUGGCGGGAAUGGCUAAAGGUCUUUUUAUUUUUAAGCUCAUGGAUGUCUAAUAUUCAAUUUCAAGUUUUUGUAUUUUUGCUAUGUAACCCCCCUUUGUCUCCCCACAUCUUCAGUAAAGUCUGCUACCUACACAAA
Mirounga angustirostris (Northern elephant seal) is the source of this 6794-nucleotide messenger RNA. RefSeq names its product TEA domain transcription factor 4 (gene TEAD4). Gene Ontology annotation, molecular function: RNA polymerase II cis-regulatory region sequence-specific DNA binding; DNA-binding transcription factor activity, RNA polymerase II-specific. The transcript is spliced from 12 exons. Gene Ontology annotation, biological process: embryonic organ development; hippo signaling; regulation of transcription by RNA polymerase II. The record is from RefSeq and is a predicted model, not a curated record. NCBI's taxonomy places the organism in Eukaryota, Metazoa, Chordata, Mammalia, Carnivora, Phocidae. The coding region runs from base 372 to 1862 and encodes 496 amino acids. Gene Ontology annotation, cellular component: transcription regulator complex.